AUGGAGCUUCUCGAGCUUGUCGACUACGAGUCUUCUUCUCGCCCCUUCCAGUGCGAUUGGGACAACUGCAGCAAGUCCUUCAACCGCAAGUCUGAUCUUCAGAGACACUACAGAAUCCACACCAACGAACGUCCCUACGCUUGCACCAUCCCUGGCUGUGGCAAGAGCUUCAUCCAGCGCAGCGCCUUGACUGUUCACAUCCGCACCCACACUGGCGAGAAGCCCCAUCAAUGCCAACAUCUUGGCUGCGGCAAGCGAUUCUCUGACUCCUCUUCUCUUGCCCGCCACCGCCGCAUUCACACCGGCAAGCGCCCCUACAAAUGCGGCCAUGAGGGCUGCCUCAAGAGCUUCUGCCGCAAGACCACCAUGGUCAAGCACCAGCGCCGCUCGCACGCUCGUGGCAUUCACGGCAUGGACAUGCUCGAUGACUGCACUUCCGAGUCUGAGAUGGGCGACAACCCUGCCACUCCUGGCCAGACUCCCCUUGGCUGGGCUGUUGGCAUUGUUCCCUCCCAGGCCGGCCACUCCAUGACCCGCGCCAACUCCUUUGCUGACUUUGGCGGCUACAACAUGCAGUUUGGCCAUCGCCACAGCCUCUCCAGCGAUGCCUCCAACUUCUCCUCCCCCAUGGUUGUCCAGCGCUCCCUUGGACACUCUCCCUUCUAUGUCAUUGACCAGGAGAACCCUGCCAUUGCCACCAUGAACCCCAACAUGCAGCCCUACUCUGUCCCCCGCCAGACUUCUGAGCGCCCUGCUGCCAUUGACCUGACCUAUGCCAACUCUGGCAUUGCCACUCCCAGCAACAGCAGCCCUGCCUUCUCUCCUCCUGCCAACACUGGCAGCCCCCUUCUCUCUGAGGGCUUCUACACCACCCAGGGUGCCCAGAACGCUACCUACGCUCUUCAGAACGCUGCUGAUGCCAACUCGGUUGCUCAGUACCCUUCUCCCGACGCCGACAACGGAUCCUGGUACAACUACCAGGCUCCCGUCGACGUCUCCAUUGUCCCUAGCUACGGCUUCGACAUCUACACUCAGCCCAAGCUUGACUUUGAGGACCCUUCCAUGCAGCUUCCCAGCAGUAGACUCGAGGCUCUCUAA
Messenger RNA from [Torrubiella] hemipterigena, 1098 nucleotides. NCBI's taxonomy places the organism in Eukaryota, Fungi, Ascomycota, Sordariomycetes, Hypocreales, Clavicipitaceae. The record is from the annotation of a GenBank genome assembly.